AUGUUCUGUCUCCGCGCCAGGGCCGUGCCCUCAACCUUCCGGGCCACCACAUCGGCCAUGCGAACCCCGAUGAACAGAUUCGCUCAAAUCCCCCAACAACCAAGCACACCCUCCACAAUGCUCUCAUCCCGAUCCUUCUCCUCCCUCCUCUCCACGCCAACCCGCUUCCAACCCUCGCGGACACUCGGUGCCCGCCUGUCCUCGCCAAUCACAACCGCAACCGCCUCCGCCUUCUCACCCUUAUCCUCACUUCUCUCCCAGAAGACUCCCUCGCAGUCCCGCUCGUUCUCCGCAAGUGCUUCCCUAGGCGUGCGACGUGUGACGUUCCGUCCGUCACGACGGGUCCAGAAGCGCCGCCAUGGAUAUCUGGCACGCAAGAAGGACAGGAAUGGACGUAAGACUCUUAUUCGGAGGACUCUUAAGGGUCGGAAGGAGUUGAGUUGGUAA
Messenger RNA from Penicillium crustosum, 447 nucleotides. RefSeq names its product mitochondrial 54S ribosomal protein bL34m. Gene Ontology annotation, biological process: translation. NCBI's taxonomy places the organism in Eukaryota, Fungi, Ascomycota, Eurotiomycetes, Eurotiales, Aspergillaceae. Gene Ontology annotation, molecular function: structural constituent of ribosome. Gene Ontology annotation, cellular component: mitochondrial large ribosomal subunit; ribosome. The transcript has 2 exons. The coding region runs from base 1 to 447 and encodes 148 amino acids. The record is from RefSeq and is a predicted model, not a curated record.